AUGAUUCUCCGGACGUCUCUCUUCGUCUUCCUCGCGCUUCUGGCUCUUGGGUUUGCGGCCGAUCGUGAACAGGAGCAAGCUGCGGGCAUUGACGACAAUGCAAAGGCAGCUUACUUCGUCUUGCCGAGCGCUGGAUACGUCUUCGCGCUCAACGUGGCGACGAAUGGCGACGUCUACUAUCACAUGAAUGCUCCGGCGAAGAGCAGCUGGAUGGGAGUCGGCUUCGGCAGCGACAUGAAGAACACGCGCAUGCUUAUCGCAUACAUCGCAGAGGAUGGACAUUACCUCACUAACACUGCGCGGAUGGCCACGGGUCACUCAGAACCCGAGUGGGAGUCUGAUAUUGUCAUCGAAGAGGUACACACCGAUACUUAUGCGCCAUUCUCGAACACCUUGAGCCCGGACGGCAUCAUGAUCACGCAUGCAGUAUGUCGGAACUGUUCCAGCUGGUUGGGCGGAUCGAUCGAUGUCAACAACGAAGCACAACCUUUCAUCUACGCCCUCGGCCCAAACACGACACUCCGCUCCAACGAUAAGAACGCACCACUACGACUCCACGCUUCCUAUGGAACAUUCAACCUCAACAUGACCGUCGCGACCAGCAACACCACAUACGGCCGUGUUCCAGCUCCUCAAGAUCCAGGUCUGCAGGUCGGCGAAGGGUUCUGGGCAUUUGCGAACUACUUCUCCUCCACGCCAUACAACCUGGGCACGUUAGCCGAGUGGGCGCCAGUAGCACACGCAGUCUUCAUGUGUAUCGCAUUCCUGCUCAUAUUUCCGCUCGGCGCAAUUUCUCUGCGACUGGUUCGACGAGCUUUCGUACAUGCUGCAGCCCAAAUGAUGGGCAUUGCGUUUGUCGUGAUCGGACUUGGCCUGGGCGCAUACGCCUCUUCGCUGUACAAUAAGUCGAAGCACUACAACUCUGCCCAUCAGAUCGUCGGACUCCUAGUCUUUGCCGCUCUCUUCUUGCAGGUUGGCCUUGGCCUAGCCCACCACAUGGUCUUCAUGCGAUCAGGAAUGCCUACAAUCAUGGGCAAGAUCCACCGCUUCCUCGGCAUCUCCAUCAUGCUCCUAGCGGUUGUCAACGGCGGACUAGGCUUCCAGUUCUCCGGUCGCUCAAGUACAGCCUAUGCAGCCGUUGUAGCCGUCAUGGUCGUCAUCCUUGGUGGUGUCACUCUCCUAGUAUGGCGAUACAACCGACAACACAUGUACAAGCCCGAGAAGGAAUCAUACCCAUCAGCUCCAGAAUACUCAGACCGGCCUGGAGAGUACGAGAUGCGCAGUGCGCCUUUCGCUCCGAUCAGCAAUGUCUACACGCCGCGAACGCCGCACUUUGCAGCGCCAAAGCUGGAUGAUCCAGAGAAUUAUCGCCAGCAUCUUGUGAGAACGAAUACCAGCCAGACACUGGGUCAGGACAGCAUGUAUAUGGAUACGCCUGCGUCUGAUAAGGAUAAUCCGUUCAAGGCGAAGUGGGAAGCUGUGCCGUUACGAGGAUGUCUGCAUGUUUUUUGA
Molecule: messenger RNA, 1512 nt
Organism: Fulvia fulva
Lineage: Eukaryota; Fungi; Ascomycota; Dothideomycetes; Mycosphaerellales; Mycosphaerellaceae
Exons: 1
Coding region: 1-1512 (503 amino acids)
Source: RefSeq, a predicted model, not a curated record